CUAAUAAGAAUAAACAACCAUCUAUUAAGUUGGAUGACUCAUCUUCUUUCAAUUUUAAGGAUCUGCCUGAGGAAACAAUACCUAAUGAUCCUCAAGUUCAACAACUUCUAUAUCACUUUAACUAUUUAGUUAAAGCUAUAGAAAAAGGACAAUCAUAUUCCUCUAAGGAAUCUUUUCUU
Racocetra persica is the source of this 179-nucleotide messenger RNA. NCBI's taxonomy places the organism in Eukaryota, Fungi, Glomeromycota, Glomeromycetes, Diversisporales, Gigasporaceae. The record is from the annotation of a GenBank genome assembly.